Messenger RNA from Xyrichtys novacula (pearly razorfish), 11580 nucleotides. Lineage: Eukaryota; Metazoa; Chordata; Actinopteri; Labriformes; Labridae. The record is from the annotation of a GenBank genome assembly.
UUGUGUUUUUUAAAAAAUUUGUAUAUGUACAGUUUCUUUUUUUAUUUGCAGCUGGCUUCAGUUUCUUCUUUUUUUGCAUCGGUAACUUCCGUUGUGGCUUCUUUUUUUGUGCAUUCUUUUUUUAUUUGCAGCAGUGGCAGUUCUCGGCCACCGUACAAGAUCUAUUUAAUAAAAUAAAUUUACAAGUACAAUGACAAAAAAAGUAGAUUUUUAACAUAAAUUAAAAGGUUCCACGAAAAACGCCUAAAUAUCUAAAACAAAAAAUGUUGUUAUCAGGAUAAGCUCAUUGCUGCAGUCAGCCAAUAAAAGUAGAAAUUAAAAGUGGUCAAAAGGUAUUGCCAUACCAUUAUAUAUUUAAAAAGUGUGCCACCAGGGGGGAGAAGUGAGUCUGUGUUGUGCAUUUCCUCUUCAUUAUUAUGAAACUCAUCUUAGGACACUUUUAAGACAUGCAUGCCACUCUGGAGAGUAAAAGGAAGUUGUUUUGUCAGUGUUUUGAGAGAAGUCGAGAAGUGCUGUUCCAGCCUAGUGAUUUCAUUUCGACCCCUUGCAGCCUCGCACACUCAAUCACUUUUAAGGUGACAUCAAUUAAGUCAGUAAGGGCUCAGGAUCGAGGGUGUGGGGAGGAGAUCAACCUGAGACUGGGCCACGCUGUUUGAUGUGUGCGUGGCAGUGAUGUCACAGAGGAGGACUCUGCUGCAAUCACACGAGGAGUAGUUGUGUCCUCACAGAUGCACGCAUGCCUUCACACUAGAGCACGUUAGCUCAGUAUAACCAUCGUGGGACCUCUUCAUUUGCCUCCAGCAGCUCUUUCCAACUUAGUCGCCUGGUGUCACGGUGGAAGCGGUGAAUGCAUCUGAAUCUCCAGGGACACUCCGCUGAGCUCCUAACAGGUGUUUUGGGGCACGCUGCCCACGGGAGGAGGAGAUCAUGUCCAAUGGGAAAAACGCAAAUGCUGAGCAAAAGUAAGUACAGACGAAUUUACGCACUCAAGACUGACUUUUACCUCCUAUAAUCUUUGAUGUGUUGGACAACCUGUUUUAAAACUUAAUACUUAGGUAUUGCACAAGAAACGUAAUAUCCAAUUCUCUCGUUGCUCACAAAAUGGCACACAUCCAUGGUAAUAAAGCUCUUAAAAUAAAACUUGGACAAACACAUGUUGUAGUAUUUUGCUUUUAUUGUGAAAGUGAUGCACAAAGUUACUCAUUGCUGCUUGAACUAAAGUUCUUAUUCUUAUUCUUAUUUUUAUUCCCUUUUACCUGGACAAAACAAGGAUCACGCCAGCUUAUCAGUACACACAGUGUUGCUGCUUACUUUGCAUUCCCUUUAUCCCAGCACACACAGUUUGGUGCAUUUGUGUUUGCUGUCUGCAUGUUUCCACCCAUGUUUGUGUGUUUUUUAUGUGGCAGCUCCUCACAGAUGACCCUGAAAGAGUGUCUGGAUGAGUGUAUGGAGGCUUUGGAUCUCUUCCUCAACAACCACUUCAGUGAGAGCCUGGAGAAGCUUCGGCCAAGGUUGUACAAAAAUCCUCCGGCACAGGGGUCUUUAAGUGGGUCUUCUUGUAUGAGGGCAGCAGUUUUAGUCUACUUAAACAUUAGUUUCAGCACAUUCAUAGUGGUUUUAGUACGUUGUCAGCAGUUUUUGCUGCGGGUAGCGAGAAGACACGUCUGUGGUGUGAACUGGGAAGUAGUGCUCUGCUGUCACAGACAUUCAGGUGGCACUGAUAGGCUUCAGUUCUCCAGGAUAUGAGGUGUUUGCCGAAGCUGACGCCCAAGGUCUGACUGAUUCAACAGCCGACAGAAAUGGAGCCCUGCAAAACAAACACCAUGCACAAGACAUGCAGGGAUGGUAGAUAAGAUGGGGAGAAUAAAGAGAGCUAGAUAUUUACUCUUUACGUCUUCUCAACGGGGACAUGUUUAGUUCAUACGGUAGCUCUGCUCUUAACAUGAGCUGUGUUUGCUCAUGUUAUGAUGUGUACAAUGCUGAUCUGGACUCCUUGUUCUCCAGAGCGAAUGAGAGUAUGUACCAUGCUCUCAUCUACGCCACAAUCCUGGAAAUGCAGGCCAUGAUGACUUUCCAGCACGAUGACAUCAGCAAUGCAGGAAAUACCAUGAAGUGUGCCCAGGAAGUCUGCCAGAGGUCAGACAAAACACCUCUUUUUAUUUUUUAAGGUGCUGCUAACUUCGUCUUCAGCAGUCUGUGAACCGUAAUAGGCAAAUCAAACUAAAUGCAUUUACAUGACCUGUUUCGGACAAAGUGACUCAUUUGAAUGUCUUUGCAUGAGAGGCUAUCAAAGCAGCCAUGUCAUUACUCUGUUUGCUGUCAUGCCAAAUAUGAUCAGCAACCCAAUGUCAUGUUAGUGACGAGUUUUGUUUUUUUUAUGUCAAGGUUUCGAAGGAAAUCGCCAGGCUUGGUAAACAAAGCAGGAGGGGAACUACUUACUGAAGGUAAAAGGCUUGGUUGUCUCAAUCCUUUUUGAACCCACCUGAAACAGUAACGGUACUAUGAAUGUGGUUUAUAAUUCCUGCUUUUUUUCUGUUUUUACUGUUUUUACAUUUGCUCUUGGAUAAAAGACCCCAAGCACAAAAAAAGUUGAUAUGCUGUGUAAAAUAUUAUUCAAAACAGAAUAGGAUGCUUUGCAAAUAAUUAACCCUCUACAUUUAGUAUAAAAUAGAGCAAAAAAACAUAAACUGCAAGCCUUUAUUUAAAAAAGACGUGGCUUGGAUGGCAGAAUAUGUUGCUCCAAAACCUGUAUGGACCUUUCAGCAUUAAUGGAGCCUUCACAGAUGCGACAGAUACCCAUGACCAUGAGCACUGACACACCCACCGUCACAGACACUGGCUUUGAACUUUGACCUGUCAACAGUCUGGAUGGUCCUUUUCCUCUUUAGCUCAGAGGACACCACGUCUAUGAUUUCUAUCUGAAAUGUGGACUUGUCAGACCACAGCACACUUCCAACUUUGAGUCGGUCCAUCUCAGAUGAGCUCGGGCCCAGAGAAGCCGAAGGUGUUUCUAGCUGUUGUUGAUAUCUGGUUUUGGCUUUGCAUGGUAGAGUUUGAACUUGCUCUUGUAGACGUAACACUCGGUAAAUGUUUGGAGACCUAAAGGAUGAGUUUCUGGAGUUUGAAAUGUGAAUUGUUGUCCAAUUCUCACUUGAUAUAGAAUUGUAGUUGUCCAAUUCCCAUCAAUGUUUUCUGUGAGUUAUUAGCUGGAACUGCAGGCAGGACAUAGUUUCCUCGUUUCUUUUAUCCCAGACAUGUAUUCUUUUCACGUACCUCGACAUGUUUCGGUGGAAACUUUUGCUUUACUCGGAAGUGUUACUUGGCAAAACAAUGCCAAACGACAUUCUUCGCAUAUCCUAUCAGCAGGGCUUUGGGUGCUAAACUGUCCUGCCUGCAUAGUUGUAUGUUGUUCAUUAUGUCUUCAGUUUCUUAGACGUAGUUCUUUUUUCUUUUAUCUCAGACAUGUAUUCUUUUUAUGUACCUUGACAUGUUUCAGUGGAAACUUCCACCUUCCUCAGAAGUGUCACUUGGUGGUAGGUGUGACGCGUCAUAUCAGCUGGUGUUAUAGAGGCGUGACCCCCCUGUCAAAUUUUAUGAGAGGGCAGUCACACCUCUCGCUGUCUGUUUGCCUCUGCUGGACGCUGCUCCAAGUGUCCAUAGGUGUUGUUGACGUCCACAUUUCAACUAGACUUUAGGUUUUCUACAUACUCUUGGUAUAAAUGGAUAUUUGAGAAAACAUUGUUUUCAGCUGUAUGCAAUCAUCUGUUCGCUCAUAAGUUUACAGUGACAGUGCCCACUCAUGGAUAUUAAGCCAAUAUUAACUUAACCAAAGUCAAUAUUGUAGUUUAGUUUGUUUGGAUGCUUAGACUUGACGAAUAGCACAUGACUCAGAGAAGGGCUGAGGCUGAAGAGAACCUCAUUUGUAAUGUUUAUAAAACGUCAAAUGAAUGUUAAAGGAAGUCUUUAAUGGAUGAAGGGAUCAGAUGAAAAGUCAGGGGAUAAUCUAAUAUUCAUAAUACGCUAAAUCUCUAAAAUAGACACAAGUUAUGUGGCAGAUGAUCUGUUGUAGAGAGAUGUCAUAUUUGUAUACUGACCCAUUGAGCAAUAGACGCUAUUAGACGUCUAGUUUUUUUCUUUUUAGACCUAAUAUCAACCGUCUAGAUUCUGUAUAUUUUUAGAUGUCACAUUUUGACCCAUUACUCAACAACUAUUUAUUUCAAAAAGCAACUGUGAGUUGCAUAACUAAUCUCCAAGUACUUAACCAAAAUAAUUAUGAUAGCCGUUGAGCAAUUUACAGUGUAGUGUAGAUAAAGCCCAGAUUUAGACUUUCAUUUUUGGACCUGUGAUAGCCUGAUUUAAGACCAGUCAUCUAGGCUACACUUAGACGUCUACUAGACCUCUUUCAGACCAAAAAAUGCUUGGUGGGGAUAUUCUGUACAAUAUAGACAUCAGUUGAGCAGUGGAGCUACUGUCGCUCAAAACUGUCAACAUUUAAGUGAUGAAAAAACUAAAAAGGAAAAAUUGCUUGGUCACAUAGCCCUAUGUGACACUGAGAUUCUUGGCAAACUCAUGCAGAGGUUUUAAUUUCCUAUAAUUUAUAAAAUCAUAUCUUUUCCCUUUCCAGUGAAAUUUAACAAAGUCAGAAAAAGACAAAAUUAGAAGAUUUUGACUAGUCUGGAAGCUCUUUGAAGAUAGUUGAACCAUUUAUUGAGAUGCUUGUUUACACUUUAUUUCUGAUUAUGAACUUUGUAUGUUGAGUGAUUCAUAAAGAGAAGUUCCUUUGUAAUCCCAAUGGGCAAUUUCAGGUGCUUAUAGUGUGUUUUAACCACUAACUGGCUCAGAUUGUUAUUAAAAACAUAAUGAGAGGAUUUUCUUUGAAAUGAGUUUAAGAUACAGGAAUUCCCCUUUACUGUGUCUGUAUAUGUGUGUCUGUGUGUGUUUUUCCAGAGCAGCUUCAUGCAGAAGUGUGUUAUGCAGAGUGCCAACUUCAGAGAGCGGCUCUCACCUUUUUACAGGUGCACUUAGCUAAUGUGUUUUUUAAUUCUCAAAACAACUGCAUAUUUUUUUUUCUUCUUUGAAGACUUAAAAUCACUUGGCCACUGUUGACCCAGCUAUAUAUCUCUUUUGUUUUCAUUUUCGCAGGAUGAGAACAUGGUGAGUUUCAUCAAAGGAGGGAUUAAAGUACGAAACAGCUACCUUAUUUACAAGUAAGUAUAAGAGGUAAAGUUGUAUUUAGCAGACAUCAUUGCUGACUGAUGUGAUGUGAUGUGAUGUUAAUGGGCAGUGAUGUCUUAUAACUUGUGUUUAUUCAAAAGCCGGACUUGUUUCAAAGUAGCGUUGUUACAGGGGAACGCCAACAGCUAAAUGUGUGUCUUAGAAGUUACAUGCAACUAAUUUAAUUUUAUGAGUGGAAUAAUUAUGGUAUUGAAUUCCUGAACAUAUAGUACUAUGCUAUGCUGAACAACUGUAUGUUUCCAUUGUAACUCACAAAGUGCCUCUCUGUCAUCCAGAGAUCUGCAUUCCUACAUAAAAUCUCAAAGCUUUCUUCAAGGACCCAGCCACCUUCACUUAGAGGGAGGAAUAUCGUUUGGAAUCGGGGCGUUUAAUCUUGUAUGUCACUCAACAGUCUUCAAAUAUCAUCAUCUGAGAAUAAUUUGACAACCACGUGCUUGUACCACACAUUCAUCGAGCUAUCUUUAUUUGCAGACACUUUCUCUGUUUCCUCCGCGGAUACUCAAAGUUUUGGAGUUUGCGGGCUUCUCAGGAGACAAGGUGUGAUAUACAAACUCAAACUUGUCUUUGAAUGUCUUGAAUGUGGGAGUUGAAGGACAAAUGCUGAUCAAAUAUAGAUCCCCGGUUCGAAACAGUAGUGCUGGAUGCCAGGCUGAUGCCAUCAAGGUUUUGAUGAUUUUGUUUGAGCUCAGCAACAAAGACAUUUCUAGUCUUGGCUUUUAGACAUGCUUCUUCUUUAGCUAGCUGAUUGGUUUUAUCUGGCUUCAUCAAUAGGUAUAAUUGUGUGUUAUUUGCUUAGUGGGAAAAUUUUGGAUUGUUUUCUCAUGGUAUUACCUAGAAGAAACAUACAGAUGGUGAAAAGUAUCGGUCCAAGCAUUGAACCUUGUGGUACUCCAUGGCUAACUUUGUAAGACUGAUCUGAUGAGCAUGAUUUAAACCAGAAGUUCCUGUAAUGAAUCCCUCUCCAUUUGAUGGUCAAGAUCUGCUAUUAUGAAGCAGUCACUGAGCUGAUUAGCUACUAUUUGAGAAAUUAAAGGAAGGUUAGACAUCAGCCCUUAGUUGGUGAAUGAUCUCUGCCUGAGGUAAAGACUAACUUCUGCAGCUUAUUUGGGAUCGGGUCUAGUAGGUGGGUUGAUGGUUUAGCUUGUUAAAUGGUUGAGUUCAGUGAAGGAAGCCAACAGUAAAUAACAGCUUAAGUAGAUUUAAGGCUGUUUCCAUGAUUCCAGAGUUUGUUUAGAGAUCUACACCUAAUAGGAGCAAAAGGUUUCCCACUUGGUCGCUAAUCGUUGAGAUUUUAUCAUGAAAAAAGCUCAUUACGUCAUCGCUGCUGCUGAUGUUAAAUGUCCUUUCCUUCUCAUCAUCAUUAAGGUUUUCUUACCACUUAUUAUCCGACACUCACGGUUAAUUUGUACAUGUGUGGUCUUGGUUUAGGAGUAUGGUCUGUCGCUGCUGCGUAAUGGUGCCACAGGGCUUAACCUGCGCUCCAUGCUGUGUGCUCUCCUGCUGCUCUGCUACUAUACCUUUCUCACGUUCAUCCUAGGUAGGUUCAUCUUGUCUAACAAUAUGCAUUUGAUUAAUUUCACUGUGAUAUAACUUAUCAUCAGAUAUCCCUGUUUGAUCCUCUCAGGUACAGGCGAGGGAGAAGUGAGUGAAGCUGAGAGCCUACUGAAACCUUUCCGGCUUCGAUAUCCAAGAGUGAGUGGUGAUAAGUAACUUUUAAGUCCUCAAAGAUCAGUAUUUAGGAAAAACUGGGUGUAUUUAAUCUAGAACUGUAAGUCCAAGUCCCACUUAGCUGUUCGUGUGAUGUAGGUGUUAUGUUUCAGCUAAUGGCUCGACAAAAGCUGGCAAGUCAUCCUAUCAGCAUUUAAAACGAAACCAUGUUGCUUGGAUCUUUGUCAGAUUUUACCUUGCACCCUAAGUCCACCAUUUUUCCUCCGUGAUCUCUUGCUAUCAGUCGUCCAAAUUUGCCUGACCCUGUUCUUGCAAAGUCACGAUCCUUAUUUCCGCUCCACCUUUUACCUACAUGCCAGCCCAUCCCAGAGAACAAACUGGGAGCUUUGACACACUGUGUACCCAGCAAAGAUAGAAGUGCCUUGUUUAAACAUUUCUAAGAGUUAUUACUUUACUGUGAGACUGCUCGCAGAUAAACAAGAAUUUAACAUGGCGUACAUCGACAAGAAACGACAGAGGAGACUGAGAUGUAGUUAUUUAAAGUGCAUUUCCCUUCUUUACCCAGGGAGCAAUCUUCCUCUUCUUUGAAGGCAGGACUGAAGCCAUAAAGGGAAACAUUGAUGAGGUGUGUUUAAACAAAUUAUAAUUCUUUUAUUUUGUGUACAUAUGUUUUUGCAUUUUAUUCCCAUCUUUAUCUGUGAAGUAGAAAACUUAAGCCUUGUGUCAAUGUUUUUUAUGCAAAUACCUCAAAUGCAGUCCUUCUGUGUCUUGUCUCUAUAUAAUAAAACUGUCCCACCAGGCUGUGGCUCUCUUUGAAGAAGGAUGCAAGGCACAGCAGGCGUGGAAGCAGUUCCACCACAUGUGCUACUGGGAGCUGAUGUGGUGUUUCACAUACAAGCGAGCGUGGAAGAUGGCGUACUUUUACGCAGACCUGCUGAGUCAGGAGAGCCGCUGGUCCAAGGUACGGAUGGCGACAGACUAGAAAGGAUCAGAAUAACUUUUAAAGGGGAAAAAAUCACUGAAUCUUUCCUCUGUUUCUUCCUGGUAGGCGAUGUAUGUUUACAUGAAAGCUGCUUGCCUCAGUAUGCUGCCAAAAGAUGAAGCCAGGCCGUUUGGGGAGGAUGAGGUAGAGCUCUUUAGGUAAACACAACACAACUACUUAAUGCUAUUGUGAUUAACUUAUGGGUAUUUGUCAAACUGUGUCUUUGAGGUGAGUGGUAUCGCUUCUGCUUCAAACAGGCAGAAACCUUGAGCACAACCAGACUCAUAUUUGACAGUCAUCUGCUGCUAUUGCAUUGGGUUUAGAGAGGAGGCAGAGACAGAAAGAAGAUGGAGAAGGAGGGAAAGGUACUCAGUGUGGCAGUCUAAACCUAAAGCAGCAUAACUAAGAGUUGGCCCAAGCCCGAACUGGCCCUAACUAUCAGCUUUAUCAAAAAAGAAAGUUUUAAACCUAAACUCAAAGGUAGAGAGGGAGUUUAACAUUCAGAUGUAAGAGCAAAAAGAGAAGCACUCUUUUCCCCUCAACGUCUUGACUGGUGCUGGACUUCAACAGUGUCAAAUAUGAGUCUGUCUGCUGAUCCUGAUAUACAGCCUUUAAUUUUCCUCAACUUUGUCAGAUCAACUAGAAAAAGUAAUUUUUAUUCAAACACAUCUAAGAACAGUCAUAAUUUAGACAUGAUAUUGUUCCCUACAAAUAUGUAUUGAAUUUAAUGCUCAUAACUCCAUAUUUCUUGUGUCAAACUUUGCAUUUUAAUUCAUAAUUUUCUAAAUUUUUCUCGACACCUGUAGAAUAUUUCAUGGUAAACUUGUUUCUCUGCCCAAGUGACCAAAAUCUGAUCAAUGAAGUUUUAAAAAAAAUCUAAGACAUCUGAAGUUUUAGCUUUUUAUUUCUAUUUUCUCAUGUUUUUAGAAAAGUCCCCGCCUUCAAGCAGAAGAUAGCCGGGAAAUCUCCCCCUACUGAGAAGUUUGCUAUCCGCAAAGCCAGACGCUACAAGGUUCCCAGACCAGUCAGGCUCCCUGUGCCAGUCCUGGUAAAGCUCCGCACACAAACACAUUCAUACAACAUGCUAUAUGUUUCACCACCAAGCCUUUCAGCUGCAUCCUCUGUUUCUAAACAGGAGAUGAUGUACAUGUGGAACGGUUUCAGUAUGAUCAGCAAGCGACCAAAACUGACCGAGGGCAUGAUGCAGACUUUGAUGGAAGCAGAGCGCACCCUGCAGGAGUCUCCUGGUAAUGCAAACUGUGCAACAACAAAUCUCUUUAAACAUAAGAGAACUUUAAAGCUGUUAGCAGAAAUAUAAUCAUGCCUGCCACUUUUGUUACAGAAAAUGAGUAUUCGAUGGAUGAUCGCUGCGUCAUCUACCUGCUGAAGGGUCUGUGUUUGAGGAACCAGGGUCUCCUGCGGGAAGCUGAAGAGUGCUUUACCACAGUGUGCUCCAGGUGAGCAGCGUAGGAUGUAUUUUGAAAUACUUUCAAAUGACCAUCUCAUUAAUUUUAUACCAAAUGGGUCUAAAUUGAACCUUAAAGGCAUUAAAGUUUGGUUUUUGCUUCAUUUUUGUCCAUAGUAUAAAAUGUAUAAUUAGAGAACUGAUGCGUAGAGUUCUUAUCUGUAUGUUUGGAUUAGAAAAAAAACGCACUGCCUAUGACCACGAGGAGGUAUUUAAGCUUGAGUAAGGUGUAUGUGUGUCUUUCGUAAGGCAGGCUGUUUACUUAAUAUGUGUAAAAUGUUACUGUGUGACAGACUGUUGUAUCACCUUACGCUUGUGUGUGCUCAGUGAAAAGAAGAUCAGGUUUGACCACUACUUAGUGCCCAACGCUCUGGUGGAGCUCAGUCUACUCUACAUAGACCAAGGCAAAAGGGAUGCAGCCAUUAAACUGCUACACAAGACCAAGUAAGUUCUUCCUUUCAAACAUCGCAACACAACAUCCAGUAACAUAGAUCAGACCUGGUAACUCCAAACAAGCAGUCUGUGUAUCCUGCAGAAAUAGCACUUGGAUGCAUAAACUGUUUGCAUUGGUUAUUGUUAGGUUAAACAUUAAUGUUUGCAAUAAUACUCCACAUCUUUAUUUUUAUGACAUACUAUAUUGAGUAAAUAUUUAUCUCACCAAACAGCACAUUUGUGCUACAGUUCAGUCAGAGUUGAAAGUUGCAAAGUACUAGAGAGUAAAUACAAUACUAUUUUUAGUAGCCACUAUUUCAAGCUGAUUUUAUACAAGCAAAUUUUGUAGGGAAAUACCUCUAACAGCCAAAUCUAUAUUUGACAUCUUUAGGUUUACAUCUCAGGAACUGAAAAGAGGAUAAUCAAUAAUUAAAAUCUAAAGUAAAAACUCUCUGGAUGAGACUUCUUGCAGUCUGUGAAGCUUGUUGUCACAUUUCAAGGGUUUUUUUUAGGUAUUAAGUAGAUUCUGAUCUGUCCCUAUGGCUUUAUUUUUACAACUCAUCAAGUAUCCACUAUUUUACAGAACAUGAGAGAUGAGGUGGGAAAUGGGAAUAAAAGAUUUAGAUUGGUGAAAAUGUUCUAUUUACAUAUACAGCCCCAAGAUUAAUUUCCUGUUUAGUAUGAAAUUAGUUUCAUAAGUUAUGAACUCUGAUCAUAAGAACAGCCACAUAGCCAGUAUUGUGAAUAUAUGCAACCCCAGCCUAGGUGCCAUCUAAGGAUGUACGGAGUGCACAAUUUCAGGUUUUAUAUUUUUGUCAGUUUUGGAUGAAGCAGAGUUAGACACUUAUUUAAAUAUAUAGUUUUACCUUCACUAAAAUCAGGCAAGCCAGGAGGCUCCCUGCUGAAGCCACACAGUAAACACGAACAUGAGAGGUAUUAUUCUCAUUCAAGUCUCAGUUUGGAAGCUUUUUUUUAAAUUUUUUUCACCAUCAUUAAAAUGUCACUGCAGAACAUUUUAUUAUAUUAAAGAUUUGCAUUGGGACUUUCAUCAAUUACAAAUAUUGUAUUAAAUACAUAAAUUACAUUAAUCCUUAUUUUGAAUUCAUCUUGAUUUAUAUUCCUAUUGCAAAUAUUUCACACAAAAGUUUUAAUGUCAUGGCUGAUUGAAAAGGACGAUAAUAUCAAUAUGGGAAAUCAGAGUUCUGUCCCUCUGUUUGAUUAGUGUAGAGCAGCUUCAGAGACACAAGAGGUCGCUCUCCGCCGUUAAAUAUACAUGUAUCCUUCAGUCACACUCUUAACUUUUUCUCCUGUUUUUGAACUCGUAGAAACUACAAGGAGUACUCGAUGGAGUCCCGUACGCAGUUCAGGGUGCACGCUGCUCUGGCUAAACUCAAGGCUGAGCACAGUGAAGAGGAAGACAGUCAUAUGUAGGAGGACCUGUCUUCAUCGGGCUCUGUUUCCCUCACGUCUGCGCUUGAUUUAGCUUCAUGAAGUUUUUAACCUUUUAGUAGCUUUAAUAAGUCAAUACUGGAUCGUUUACCAAAGUGGUCUUGUUAACAUUUUCAGGUACUUUUGUUACAGUCCAUAUAGAUGUAAAAAAAAUGUAUGAACUCCUGAAAUAUUUCUACAGACCCAUUCUUCCUGGACUAGCUCAUAAGUGCGUACAAUUAUGAAGUGCAGUUUGACCUUUUAAGAGAAAUGUACAGCUAUAUUCUAUGGACAAUGUUUUUUUAAGUUUAAAGAACAUUUUAGUUAAUAUUUGAUUAAAGCAACUUAAUAUAUCAAAUGAGUUUUAUGA